AUGAAUUGUUGGCCAAGAUUGUUGAUUCAUUAUCUUUAUUAAGAUUUGCUGAAGGCAAGAGAUUUGAAGCCUACAAAAAACUUUGUUGUCAUUUCUAUUACAGUUGCAGGGACUGCUCUUUUAAACGCUUAAUCAGAUUUGGCUGCUUUAAAUGAUGUCAUUGCCUAAGUUGAAGCUUCUUUAAAUACUACUCACUAAAGAAUUGAGAAUGUUAGUGCUGAUAGAAACGAUUAAUUUAUCUAAUUGAAGAAGCCUUUUAAGAUUACUAAGAUUCCAGAGUUGCCAGAACUUCUGAUAGAGAUGUUGUUUCAUAAAACAUCAGAUUAGUAAACAAGGAAUUAAGAACUUUUAGAGAAUAAUUAGCUUUUAGAUAAUAAGCUGGAGAAGAAAUUUGA
Paramecium primaurelia is the source of this 395-nucleotide messenger RNA. Lineage: Eukaryota; Ciliophora; Oligohymenophorea; Peniculida; Parameciidae. The record is from the annotation of a GenBank genome assembly.